UAAAUGAUUCACAGCUGAUACAGGAUUUGAAACUACAAUCCCCAAGAACACAGACUCAUAUUUUUUUUUUUUUUAGUUAGCGCAUGCGUCUUUUUAACCACACGCGCACGCGCUCUUCAAGUUUCCGGGACGAGUCCGUUUAUUUCUCAGAGCAGGAGACGGGAUCAUGGCUGUCCUCCUUCGAGCCCUGCCAAGGUUUCAGGGGCCAGCUGUGUGGGGGAGGCCUCUUCAUCGACUGUGGUACUGUACUGGGCAGGGAGAUUCCAGAAGGUGGGUGGGGAGCACGUCCCCCACCUCACAGGAGAAGCCCCCAGGCACAGAGACUGAAAAGUUUCACACAAUCUACCGAUUUAAUGCCAUCAGAGUACUCGGGUAUGUGUCCCGGCUGAAGCUGGCUCAGACAGCUAUGACUGUGAUAGCCCUGCCUCCGGGUUUCUACUCAUACUCACAGGGCCUCCUGACCCUCAAUUCACUCUGCCUGAUGAGUGGGAUUGCCUGCUUUGCCCUGGCCAUGCUGUGCUGGAUGAGCUACUUCUUCAGGAGGCUGGUGGGCAUCCUCUAUGUGAAUGAGUCGGGUACCAUGCUUCGAGUGGCCCACCUGACCUUCUGGGGAUGGCGACAGGACACAUACUAUGCCGUGUCAGACAUGAUACCUCUGACAGAAUCCAAGGACCAGGCCCAGGAAGUGUUUGUACGCAUCCAGCAGUACAGUGGCAAGCAGACCUUCUACCUUACCCUGCGCUAUGGCCGAAUCCUGGACAAAGAACGUUUCUCACAAGUGUUUGGAACCCUGACCACACUCAAGUAAAGAACAGCAACUAGGGAGCUGGAGAGAUGGCUCAGUGGUCAAGAGCAUUGCCUGCUCUUCCAAAGGUCUUGAGUUCAAUUCCCGGCAACCACAUGGUGGCUCACAACCAUCUGUAAUGAGGUUUGGUGUCCUCUUCUGGCCUGCAGGCAUACACACAGACAGAACAUUGUAUAAUAAAUAAAUAAAUAAAUAAAUAAAUAAAUAAAUAAAUAUUUGAAAACAAAUUUAAAAAAAAAAAAGAACAGCAACUAGGCCUCCCAUAUCCCUGGUUACACCGGAUUUUAGAGGGGAAGGCCAAGAACAUUGAUGAGGCAGAAGCUAAUACCCAUAGGCUGGGACUGAAGCUCCACGGUAGACUGCUCAUCUAGCAUGCAGGCAGUAAAACCCUGCAUUCAAUCCCUAGAGCUGCAUAUAAGCAGGCAUGGCUGUGUGUGCCUGUACUCAGCUUUGGAGAUGGAGGCAGGUGGAGAAGAAGGUCAAAGUUGUCUUGGGCCAAAAAAGAAGAUGUUAACCACCUUUAGGAAAAAGCCCUUGGUUGAACAUUGUGCUCAAUAGGGCAUUCUAAAUGCUAUGCCAAGAUCACUGAGGCAGCUCACUGCUAUGAAACCAGAAGGCAGAGGAACAUAGACUUGGAGUCUGGAGACUUGGGUUUUGCUGGACCUCAGCUCCUUGACCUGGGGCAGGGUAUUAAGUCUCUGAGCCUUGAAUUGCACUCUGUGAGAUAGAAGAGCCUUCUCUCGUGGGGAUGGAUGUAAAAAUAGCCAGUAAUGGCUGAGGCUGGACAUGUAGCUGUGUGGUGGAGCUCUUGCCUAGCAUGUAUAAGGCCCUAAGUUCCACCCUCAGCUCCACAGAAGAGACAUACCAGUACAUGCUGCAUGCUGUGCCAGGGCAGCAGCCCAGAGUUUACAGCACCGAGGGAGGCUUCCAGGCGGCCUGCCCCAUUUGUACCCGCCAGCUUGGUGGCUAGUGCUGAAGCCUAAAGUGGGCUUGUUUUUCUCCCAUCAGGAAGUCACUGUGAUGUGGGAUAUCCUUCUGUAUAUGUGUUGCCGUAUUGGUUGGUUAAUAAAGCUGCUUUGGCCUACGGUAGGGCAGAAUAAACUUUAGGU
Messenger RNA from Microtus ochrogaster (prairie vole), 1914 nucleotides. It is a transcript of the gene Tmem186, whose product is annotated as transmembrane protein 186. Gene Ontology annotation, cellular component: mitochondrion. Lineage: Eukaryota; Metazoa; Chordata; Mammalia; Rodentia; Cricetidae. The record is from RefSeq and is a predicted model, not a curated record.